Messenger RNA from Rhagoletis zephyria (snowberry fruit fly), 312 nucleotides. Lineage: Eukaryota; Metazoa; Arthropoda; Insecta; Diptera; Tephritidae. The record is from RefSeq and is a predicted model, not a curated record.
AUGUCUGGCCGUGGCAAGGGUGGCAAGGGUCUCGGAAAAGGUGGAGCCAAGCGCCAUCGCAAAGUUCUUCGCGAUAACAUCCAGGGCAUCACCAAGCCCGCUAUCCGUCGUCUGGCUCGCCGUGGCGGCGUGAAGCGCAUCUCCGGUCUCAUCUACGAGGAAACCCGCGGCGUCCUCAAGGUCUUCCUGGAGAACGUCAUCCGCGACGCUGUCACCUACACCGAGCACGCCAAGCGCAAGACCGUCACCGCGAUGGACGUCGUUUACGCGCUCAAGCGCCAAGGCCGAACCCUGUACGGCUUCGGCGGCUAA